Messenger RNA from Ceratitis capitata (Mediterranean fruit fly), 860 nucleotides. RefSeq names its product UDP-N-acetylglucosamine transferase subunit ALG14 homolog (gene Alg14). Lineage: Eukaryota; Metazoa; Arthropoda; Insecta; Diptera; Tephritidae. Gene Ontology annotation, cellular component: UDP-N-acetylglucosamine transferase complex. Gene Ontology annotation, biological process: dolichol-linked oligosaccharide biosynthetic process. The record is from RefSeq and is a predicted model, not a curated record. The transcript has a single exon. Bases 168 to 758 code for a protein of 196 amino acids.
UUACAACAAUUUAUGUAAAAAUAAAUUAAUUUUUUUCGAAUUCACCUUAGGCGAAUAUUACCGUUAAAGGGUGUAAAUUCAUAAUAGGGCAACAUUGUCGACAGCAAACUAAAUAAUUUUAUUGUUUACAUACAUACAUAUAAAUAUCUCAGAACAAAGUCACCGAAAUGCCAUCAAAAAAGGAGGAUAACAACAAUUACCCGGUAUAUAUAGUAUUAGGCUCCGGUGGACAUACCGCAGAAAUGUGUACUAUAAAUAUGGCACUUUUGAAUUCAGGGAGAGGUAGGUCAAUAUAUAAUCCUCUUCGCUAUAUUAUAGCCAACGACGAUAUAACUUCCCGGAGCAGAAUAACUAGUGCCAUGCAGAGGGUUGGUGUAUCUUUAGACGAUACCUCCUUUAUUUAUGUACCUCGCAGUCGCAAGGUCGGUCAGAGCUAUUUUAGCAGUGUAUUUACAACACUAUGGGCAUUGAUAUGGAGUUUCUGGCUAGUAUGGCGCGACCAACCUAAGCUACUACUGUGCAAUGGACCUGGAACUUGUUUGCCAUUUUGCAUUGCAACGUACAUAUGGAAAAGACUGGGCCGACUACAUUCCAACACCAAGAUCGUAUUCGUUGAAAGUUGGUGUAGGGUGCGGACUCUAUCACUCAGUGGGAAACUACUUCGUCCAUUCCUUGAUUUAUUGGUCGUACAAUGGCCUGCUCUGGCUGAAAAAUAUAAAAAUGCUUAUAAUGUUAAAUACUUUGGUAAAAUUAUGUAAAGAAAUUUUAUUUUAUGGAAAUGAAUGUCAAGGCUGUAAUAAUUAUGUAUGAUGAACUUAGCACACUGAGCAACGAAAAUACAUUGUAAUUUUUAUAAAAUA